Acytostelium subglobosum LB1 is the source of this 2496-nucleotide messenger RNA. RefSeq lists its product as hypothetical. The record is from RefSeq and is a predicted model, not a curated record. Lineage: Eukaryota; Evosea; Eumycetozoa; Acytosteliales; Acytosteliaceae. The transcript is spliced from 4 exons. The coding region runs from base 1 to 2496 and encodes 831 amino acids.
AUGUCGACUGCCUCAACCAAGGACACAACAUCAGCUUCCACCACCGCCUCAACCGAGGCCUCCACGAUUGUGUCAACAUCGGCUUCAACCUCUGCCAGUACCACCGGUGCAGAGGGUACUAUCACCCAGACGACAACGGCCACUACCACUGUGAGCACUGCUGCCUCAAGCCAACCGACAACAACCACCGCAUCGACCACUCAGACGACUGCGUCAACAUCGGCAACCACCACUCAAUCAACUACUGCUACAUCCCCUGGUACCACCACAGUGACAACCACUGCCAGUACCACUGGUCCUGCCUCUACCAUCACUCAAACAACCACUGUCAGCACCACAAUGUCCACGAUUGCUCCCGCCACUUCAACGACGGCAUCUACCACUCAGACCAUCGCCUCCACCACUCAGAUCACCACUGCUACCACAACUGCCACUGCUGAGGGUACCACCUCAGCGUCGACAACAGCCACUACAACUGGAGCUGAAGGUACGAUCACUGCCACAACAACUGUUACGACAACUGCCUCAACAACUUCAACACCAACGCCACCUCCAACUCCACCUCCAACUCCAACUCCAACACCACCUCCAACCUAUUCGGUCAAUGGAUUUGCUUUCUUAGAUUCAAACAAGAAUGGCAUCUUCGAGGCUGGUGAGGCGUACUUGGAUGGAAUCACAGUUGAGUUGACCAAUGAAGCAGGUUCAGUUCUUGGAUCCGGCCCCACUGAUGCCUCCAAAGCAAGAAAUGGCUACUCAUUCACUGGUCUCGUUGCUGGAAAGUACUGUCUCAAGAUGACACCGCCCUAUGCCGGAGGAUAUCUGAAUGGUCCAACUGGAACAGACAACAAUUUCGACCCAACGACUUGCAAAUAUUGUUUCGACCUCAAUGAGAAUACUGUGGACGCCUCUAAGAACCUAGCUCUGCCCUCUGGUUUUGUUGCUAGCGCCAACAAGUUCGUAGUACUUGGAUAUGCUUGGAAUGAUCUAAACAGCAAUGGUGCGGAUAACUCUGGAGAGCCAUACCUUGGUGGAAUGGCUGUAACUUUGACCGACAAGGAUGGAAAACAGCUGGCCACCUCCACGACCGACGCUUCACUCAAGACCAGUGGCUACAAAUUUGAAAACCUGGAUGAGGGCGACUACUGCCUCAUGAUCACUGAUCCUAACUCCAUCUAUUCCAACGGCCCAGCUGGUACCUCAAACAAGUUUGACACUGAUGGCAAAUAUUGUUUCAAUCUUGGACCCUCCACUGUCAACGCCAAUAAGGAACUCGUCGCCCCAGCCGGAUUCACCGCCGCCAACCCCCUGCCCAAGUACACUUUGUACGGUUACGCCUGGAAUGAUCUCAACAGCAAUGGAGAGGACAACUCUGGUGAGCCAUACCUUGGAGGCAUGCAAGGCAUCCUCUACAGCAAGAAUAAGGACGACUCCCUCACAGAGGUGAAGAAGUUUACCACGAGUGCUGCCGGUGGCGCUGACAAUGGCUUCAGGAUCCCUGACCUUGACAAUGGUGCCUACUGUAUCAAGAUGAGCGACCCCAGUGAUGUCUACUCCAACGGCCCUACUGGGGUCACUAACAAAUUCGACUUGACUGGACAGUACUGCUUCUCUCUUGAUGACACCACCACCAACGUCAAGAAGGAGAUGAAGGUUGCAGCUGGAUUCAACAUACCCAAGUACAAUGUCGUAGGAUACGCUUGGAUCGACUCUAACAGCAAUGGUCAAGACAACGGUGGUGAACCAUGGCUUGGUGGCAUCACGUUCACCUUGCUCAAACUUGACAAGGCCUCCAAUACCUACAAGCAAAUUUCCUCUCAGGUCUCGGACGCGUCCAAGGCCGAUGAUUCUAUCACAUUCCCCAACCUCGAUAAAGGAUCUUACUGUGUCAAGGUCACUAAUCCGAGUGGAAACUACAAGAAUGGACCAAAGGGAGGCUCAAACAAUUUCAACUCCACCGGAUACGAAUGCUUCGAUUUCGAUCCCACCACUGGCUCCUCACCCUCCAAGGUCGUCAAGGGUGGAUUUAUUCCAGACCCAGCCAAGACUCAACCCAAGUACAAGGCCACCUUGCUCAAAUUGGUCAAGGGCCCAAGUACCCAGCCAACCUACUCUGAAGUCGGAACCCAGAUCACCGAUGCUGCCAAGGCUGCAAAGGCCUUUGAGUUUACAAACCUUGAUCAAGGCGGAUACUGUGUCCAUCUCACUGAUGAGAGUGGAAACUAUGUCCCAAGUAUUAUCGGAGUCACAAACAAGUUCAACUCUACAGGAUUCUACUGCUUCUCCGUUGAUCCCACAACAACAACUUCACCUGCAAACACUUUCCAUGCCCCAGGAGGCUUCGUCCUGGGUUCUGGAAAGACAGCUCCCAAGUUUAGCCUUCGCGGAUACACCUGGAUCGACGCCAACAAGGAUGGAAUUGAUGCCAAUCAUGAGGUAUACUUGUACAAGAAUGUCCCAGGCCACCUUCUCAAGCUGGACAAGGACACCAAUCCUUGA